UUAUUCUUGUGGGGGUGGGGGGCACAAUUAUUAUUCUUGUGAACUUUUGUUUUGGUGAUAUCAUACUGGCCCUGCCCUUCUCUUCUCAUAACCCCACAACUUAACCCCUUUUUUUUUUCAGAUCAUCCUCCCUAAUCAGAAACUAAAUUAGAUAAUCACGAAAAGGCUGGAGACUGCAAAAGGCUGCUAUUCUCAUCUCUUGCCCCAAGUGUAGCUGUUGGUAGAUGUGUUCAUAUUCAUCUUCUAAACUUGAGGGCUAAACUUUCUCUAUGGCUUCCAGGAGUAGCAUCCGUCUGAUAUCAUACUCAGAAGAGAUUAUAAAUGGUGAACCUAUCUAUAUUUCCUCGAACUGCUGUCCUAUUAAAGCUCACAAAUAUGAGCCUGCUGGGCUUGCUUUUCACUCUGCUGCUCUUAGACUGAUUGGCCAUGUUGAGAAAGAAGACCCCAAAGACAGUAAAGAAAAUGUUCCUAAUGACAAGGAACAGACAUUUACAUAUUCAUCAGAAUCAUACAGCUCUAAGGGUAAAAAGAAAUCUUCUACUGGGGAAAAGGUACAAGAUCAUUAUGCAUUGUUAGGUUUGAGCCAUCUAAGGUAUCUUGCUUCUGAGGAUCAGAUAAGGAAGAGCUACCGUGAUGCUGCAUUGAAGCAUCAUCCUGACAAGCUGGCUUCUCUUCUUCUAGCCGAGAGAACUGAAGCCGCAAAACAAGCUGAGAAGGAGGAAAUAGAAAACCACUUCAAAGCUAUUCAGGAAGGAUAUGAGGUUCUUAUUGACCCUGUUAGAAGAAGGAUUUAUGACUCCACAGAUGAAUUUGAUGAUGAAAUCCCAACUGAUUGUGCUCCACAAGAUUUUUUCAAGGUCUUUGGACCUGCAUUUUUAAGGAAUGGCCGUUGGUCAGUUACCCAACUUAUCCCCUCGUUAGGUGAUGAGAAUACUCCAAUUAAUCAAGUGGAUAGCUUUUAUAAUUUCUGGUACAGCUUCAAAAGCUGGAGAGAGGUCCCACAUGCUGAUGAGUUUGACCUUGAACAAGCUGAAUCUCGUGAUCACAAGAGGUGGAUGGAAAGGCAGAAUGCAAAACUGUCAGAGAAGGCCAGAAAGGAAGAAUCUGCUAGGGUACGUACACUUGUUGACAAUGCCUAUAGAAGAGACCCUAGAAUCUUAGGAAGAAAAGAGGCCAAGAAAGCAGAGAAGCAGAGAAAGAAAAAAGCUAAGAUACUGGCGAAGAAAUUACAGGAGGAAGAAGCAGCUAGGAUUGUUAAAGAGGAAAAGCGUAAGAAAGAGGAGGAGGGAAAAAAAGCUGCUGAAGCUGCUUUGCAGCAGAAGAAGUUGAAGGAGAAAGAAAAGAAAUUAUUGCGAAAAGAGCGUAGUCGUUUAAGAACCCUUGCAGCUCCUGUGUUGUCCCAGCAUAUGCUUGGGCUAACUGAUGAUGAUGUAGAAGGUAUAUGCAUGUCAUUUGACAUUGAAAAACUGAGGAACUUAUGUGAUAAAGCCGAUGGAAAGGGUGAGCUUGUGAUAGCUGAACUUCUCAGGGAGGCGCUUGGACGUGAACACAACUUGAAAUAUGAGAAUAAAGUUGAAAAGAGUAAGUCACAGCAAAAUGGUUCUCUGGAGAAUAAAAAACAAGUUCCUCUGAUGAGCAGUGAGAAAAAGGAGAAACCUUGGAGCAAAGAAGAAAUUGAUCUUUUGAGAAAGGGGAUGGUGAAAUAUCCUAAAGGAACUUCUCGAAGAUGGGAAGUUAUUUCUGAAUAUAUUGGUACUGCAAGGACAGUUGAAGAGAUCCUAAAGGCUACAAAAACAGUUCUGCUCCAGAAGCCUGACUCUGCUAAAGCCUUCGACUCCUUCCUUGAGAAAAGAAAGCCAGCACCGACUAUUGUCUCUCCUCUUUCCACGAGGGCAGAAGUAGAAGGGGUAGAAAACAGUAGCAAGCUUGAAGGUGAAAGUGCUAAAUUAGCUGAUUCUCAGGAGUCCCCUAAUCAAAGCACAAACAGCCAGAACACUGAGGACGCACCUGGAGCAAACGGGGUUUCCUCGAGUUCUGAUUCCGACAUAUGGUCCGCUGUUCAAGAAAAAGCUUUAGUUCAAGCUCUGAAAACCUUCCCCAAGGAAACCAGCCAGCGGUGGGAAAAAGUUUCGACUGCAGUCCCUGGGAAGACCAUCAACCAGUGUAAAAAGAAGUUUGCAUUACUCAAAGAGAACUUCAGGAACAAGAAGAGUGCCCUGUGAGGUAUUCGUACUUACGGGUUUGCCUACUAAACCCCUCUACACUUAAAAACUGAGCAUUUUAAACCCCUCUGACCGUUGACCAAACGCGUGGCAUUAAUCGUGCUGAGUUGGACAAACUGCGUGAGAUACAAGCGUAUUAAGAGCGUGAAUUUGAUAUUUUUGAUUAAAAAUAAAUAUUUUCAAAAGAAGAAAAAAAGAAAACAAAAAAAAUAAUUAAGCAAAAGAAAUUUCCUAGCCCUGUUCAUCUCCUUGUUCACCCUCAUUAAAAAAAUUUUUAAAAAAAAAAGAAGAAAAAACCAGCCCCACCCAUGUUCAUCUUCUUCUUGCAAUCUUGAUGGCAAAAGUCUAACCCAUCUCUGCAAAUCUUCUUUCAACAUAAACCUACCAAAGCAUCACAACAACAAAACCCAAUACCCAAUCUAUAACCCUUCUUUUCCACACAUUAAUUGAAAAUUCAAAAAGAGUUAAACCUAAACCCCCCAAAACACAUCAAUUUCUAAAUUCUUCCACAAAAUUAAUCACAAUCCUACAUCAAUAAUUACCAAAGGGACAACCCAAAAUCCCCAAUUUAUGUUCUUUCUUCUUCUUCAUC
Lycium ferocissimum is the source of this 2814-nucleotide messenger RNA. RefSeq lists its product as uncharacterized. Gene Ontology annotation, molecular function: Hsp70 protein binding; ribosome binding. Gene Ontology annotation, biological process: regulation of translational fidelity; 'de novo' cotranslational protein folding. Gene Ontology annotation, cellular component: cytosol. The transcript is spliced from 3 exons. Bases 270 to 2222 code for a protein of 650 amino acids. NCBI's taxonomy places the organism in Eukaryota, Viridiplantae, Streptophyta, Magnoliopsida, Solanales, Solanaceae. The record is from RefSeq and is a predicted model, not a curated record.